AUGCUCUCCAAAAUGGCGGCCGGUACGAUUUACCAGGCCAUAUUACACCUUCAACGCAUGCCGUGGAGGCACUUGCGAGCAGGUAUGGCAUCUGAGUAGAGUCAGAAGGGCAAGGGGUUGAAACAGAUAGGACGUACUUCUACGUUGGCGGCCACUAUGUCAACGCCACGCUCCCUUCGUCUAACACGACAUCCCAAUACAUGACCGGCCAGAUUUAUGUUGAGCAUCUUGUCCCUGAAUUACAUCUUUCUCAAGCGACCAGAGCCCCCAUCGUCUUUAUAACUGGCAAUGGCCAGUCAGGUACCAACUUCCUCAAUACUCCCGAUGGCCGCGAAGGCUGGGCAUCCUAUUUCCUUCGGCAAGGUCAUCCAGUGUACAUCACCGACAUGGCUCAGCGAGGACGCUCGCCGUACAUUCCGGGUGGAGAAACGUUCACGGCCUUCUCCACCGGCACAGUCGAAUCUCAGUUCACGGCAUCGCAGGAUGUUCGGCCUUUACCCUACCCCCAGGCGUCUUUGCACACCCAGUGGCCGGGGACAGGACAUGUGGGCGACCCGAUAUUCGAUGCGUUCUAUGCCAGUCAAGUGCCUGCGCUUUCGAACGAAACAUUGCAGGCCGAAUUGAACAACGCUUCGUACAGCGCCCUUGUGGAUAAGAUCGGUGAGCCUGUGAUUGUCGUGACACAUUCCCAGUCCGGUCCAUUCGGUUGGCAGUUGGCGGAUUCUCGACCUCAUUUGAUUCGCGCACUUGUAGCGAUUGAGCCACAGGGGCCUCCGUUCCAGAAUUGGGCUGGACCGCCAUUUGCUGCCGGGUUUUCGUCUACCGGCGGCUCGAGACGGUUUGGAGUCACGAAUCUGCCAUUGCACUAUGAGCCGAGUAUUGGAGGAGACGGAUCCGAGUUGAUGACGGAAACCGUACUAGCAGCGAAUGCGAAUGUCUCGGCAUGUACCUUGCAAGUUGAGCCCGCAAAAAAACUGGUGAACAUCGCUCAAGUGCCAAUAUUGAUGUUGACUGCGGAGGCAUCCUAUCACAGAGUGUCAGUCUCGGCAGUCUUCUCGUGGUUGAUGAGUGCUAAUGUGGUAACAGUUAUGAUCAUUGCACAGUCAAAUAUCUUGAGCAGGCCGGUGUAGGCGUUGAUUAUGUACAGUUGGGCGAUGUUGGGAUCCACGGCAACUCCCAUUUCGCGUUCUUGGAAAAGAACAAUCUCGAAAUCGUGGACCAAGUUGUCAGGCCAUGGAUGGAUAAGUUUGGCACCACCCAUGUUACUUGCUAG
This is a messenger RNA of Lecanosticta acicola, 1273 nucleotides long. The record is from the annotation of a GenBank genome assembly. Lineage: Eukaryota; Fungi; Ascomycota; Dothideomycetes; Mycosphaerellales; Mycosphaerellaceae.